Molecule: messenger RNA, 648 nt
Organism: Mangifera indica (mango)
Lineage: Eukaryota; Viridiplantae; Streptophyta; Magnoliopsida; Sapindales; Anacardiaceae
Product: histone H3.2
Exons: 1
Coding region: 107-517 (136 amino acids)
Cellular component (GO): nucleosome
Molecular function (GO): DNA binding; structural constituent of chromatin; protein heterodimerization activity
Source: RefSeq, a predicted model, not a curated record
ACUUCCCGCCUCUCUGCUUUCCUUUCUAUAAAUACGGAACACUCACAAUUCCAAAUUACAACUCUCAUUCUUCCACCUUUUUUAAGAAAAGAAAAGCUUUAACCUAAUGGCCCGCACAAAGCAAACCGCCCGCAAGUCAACUGGGGGCAAGGCUCCGAGAAAACAACUGGCCACAAAGGCCGCCAGAAAGUCAGCUCCGGCCACAGGCGGAGUGAAGAAGCCUCAUAGAUUCCGUCCAGGAACGGUGGCUCUCCGAGAAAUUAGAAAAUAUCAGAAGAGCACCGAGCUUCUCAUUAGGAAGCUGCCAUUCCAGAGGUUAGUGAGAGAAAUUGCUCAGGAUUUCAAGACAGAUCUGAGGUUUCAGAGCAGUGCCGUGGCGGCGCUUCAGGAGGCGGCGGAGGCGUACUUGGUGGGGCUGUUUGAGGACACAAAUUUAUGCGCUAUUCAUGCGAAGAGGGUGACUAUUAUGCCCAAGGAUAUUCAGCUUGCUAGGAGGAUUAGAGGUGAAAGGGCUUAAACAGGAAUAUGAGAUAUCAAUGUUUAGGAUUGGAUGGUGGAUUAAGAUUAGGUUGGACUUGGUUUGGUUUAUAUUGUAUGGCAUGUGUUUGUUAAAAUUCUUGUGAAUGCGGAACUUCAUCCUUUUAUUCA